Messenger RNA from Guillardia theta CCMP2712, 510 nucleotides. RefSeq lists its product as hypothetical. NCBI's taxonomy places the organism in Eukaryota, Cryptophyceae, Pyrenomonadales, Geminigeraceae. The record is from RefSeq and is a predicted model, not a curated record. The transcript is spliced from 2 exons. The coding region runs from base 1 to 510 and encodes 169 amino acids.
AUGUGGACCCCGGCCGCAGGAAGUGAUCACGAAACCACCUGGCCAACGCAGCUUCUGAUGCCCUCCAUCAUCAACUUCACCAGUGGCAGGUCUCAGAGCAUUUCUUGUGCUUGGUGCGCUGCCCCUAUGAACUGCCUUAAGACAUGUGCCAGCUCCCUCCUCGUUUCUGCUGUGGACUACUUCAAGAUGCAGGAGAGGAUGAAGUUGAUGGAAAAGGAUACUGAUGCAUCCAAGAAGCUCACUAGCGUCGCCUGUGUCUACAUGUGCUGCAAGUGUGUUCGCCAGACGGAUUUCUGCCAGAUCUUUAGGUAUCUUGGUGGAUUUGCACGUAAGUACGAGAUGAAGGACAACAUCAUGGUUGGAAGCCAUCACUUGGUCAACCCGAAAGGGCACUACAAACACUACAACAGUGCGCUCAAGUUGUUGGUCAAUGGUGUGACCUUUGCUAACGUCAUGCAGUACGCGUCGAAUCAAGACAAGGUUCCCUGCACCCGUUUGCGCAAACUCUGA